Alternaria arbusti is the source of this 660-nucleotide messenger RNA. RefSeq lists its product as uncharacterized. The coding region runs from base 1 to 660 and encodes 219 amino acids. The record is from RefSeq and is a predicted model, not a curated record. The transcript is spliced from 2 exons. Lineage: Eukaryota; Fungi; Ascomycota; Dothideomycetes; Pleosporales; Pleosporaceae.
AUGUUUAGUAAUCUACACGUAGUCAUCCAGAAUAAAGCGUGCCUAUCUCUACUCUUCUAUGCACCUUUGAGAAGUCACCGCGAGGAAACCGUCAGUAUUGAAAUCGAGAUUCGAGCGACAAAGAAGGCCACCAACCAGUGCAACAUACCCCUCACCUCGGGUGCAUGCCUUGCCGCAGCACCGGUGAACUCCAGUGGAGCCGUCUGUUGUACGGGUGCGGCGCUGGCAUUACUCGGCACUAAGAAGCCUGCCGCCAUAGUAACUACCGGUGCCGGCGGUGGUAGGUUCUCUGUCGCGACUGCCGGUGCGGAUGCGAUCGGUGUUGUCGAAGCGACGGAGGACGAAACCGCGAGAGGCGUUUUGGAUGCGCUCGACAAGGCUGAAGAGGCGGGGCUUGCUGAACUCGAUAUGUUGAAGGUGGGAAUGAACGAUGAAGAUGGCAAAGAAGAUGAAGUUUGCGUCGCGGAUUCAACCGAUGAUUCCAUCGACGAAGCGGGGACGACAGCCGAAGAUCGGUUGGCUGUGCUCGAAGCCACAGAUGUCGCGUUGCUCGUCAAAGCCUCUGAUGUAAGAGCAGCAGAGCUCGCAGCCUCAGCAGCUGACGACGCGCUCGCGGAAGCAGUCACUGUGAUUUCCGCGGUUACCUUAGAGGUAACAUAA